Messenger RNA from Acaulospora morrowiae, 1230 nucleotides. Lineage: Eukaryota; Fungi; Glomeromycota; Glomeromycetes; Diversisporales; Acaulosporaceae. The record is from the annotation of a GenBank genome assembly.
AUGUCAAAGAGAAUUUUCAACGCCUUUGGCUUUUUUAAUGCGUUUUCGAAUAAUUAUAGCACCAAAGUCAAGCAUCCCGUUUCGAGGUCACAGGUUCUUGGCAAGAGUUUAAAAUAUCCAAAUGAAAAUCGAAAACCACGAAUUCCUAGCCCAAAGCUCAAGCCUCUACCGAAGCCAACUGGUCGAGUUGUCCGCCGGGCAAAGAAGGAAGUUAACAUAUCAAAUCGUAAACUUUUUAAACAAAUUGAACCUCCUCAAGAAGUACUUAAAGAGAUAUUGGCACUUAAUCUCGCCAAACCAAGGAAAUACAAAAUAGGUCGAUACGAUACCAAAGUAGCAGCCAUAGGAAAGAAAAAGUUGGAACAAAGACUUUCAAACGUAGAGUUCGAGAAAGACGAACAUUUGGAGUUUCCCCAUUUGAGCUUCUUUGCGGGCGCAAAAGUGGCAACCUCCUUUCCAACUGAGAAAGUGCCGGAAAUAGCAUUUGUUGGGAGAUCGAAUGUGGGCAAAUCAUCUUUGAUCAAUACAUUAGCCGAUACCACAGUGGUGAAAACAUCGGACAAACCGGGAUUAACGCAACAAAUCAAUUUUUUUGCUGCCGGCAAUAUAUUUAACUUGAUCGAUAUGCCAGGUUACGGAUUUGCCUACGCGAAAGAGGAAGAAAGAUUGCGAUGGAAGGAGUUGAUAGAAACCUAUAUUUCAACCAGGAAAACUUUGAAAAGGAUUUUUAUAAUAGUUGACGCGAGACAUGGGAUAAAAUUAGAGGACAAAAAAUUCCUCUCGAUGCUGGACCAAAAAGAGGUAGAAUUUCAGAUUGUAUUAACCAAGUGUGACAUGGUAAUUUCACCAGAAUUGGCGCGCCGAUAUACCCUUGUCAAAGAACAGCUGAAGAUUUACAGAAACGUAGUCGAGAAGCCAUUAAUGGUAUCAGCCAAAAAGAAUUCCGGGAUCCUUAAGUUAAGAAAUAUAAUUUUGGCUAUGGUAGGAGGGUUGGAAAGGGCGAGGGAGGUCGCCAACAGAAAAAAGGCAUUCAUGUUUACUGGUGUCGGAUUACCGAAGAAACCGUUAAGGGGAAUCGAUGGUUUCCCGAGGAAACCUUUGCCAAUGCGACAAAAAGGGCCAUCAUAUUAUUUUGAUCUAAGAAAAAAUUUCAAAAAUUCAGGUAAACAAAUGAACAAGAGAAAAAAAUUAAAUAGAAACACAACCCUUCGAAAGUAUGUAGGCAUGUAA